CCCAUGCUCAUCACAAUGAUUCGGUAUCAGCUAGAUGAACUGAUGUGUUCAUGCAGCCAUCAACAAUGCAGUUAUCAUCUGAAUGCUCUCCUGGGAAGCCUUGUGGUCUUGGCCAGCUGUGUGAUGUUAUGCAAUGCCCAGUGCUAUUUCAUACCUAUUGAAGGUUCUCCAGACAACUUGCCUAAGGAAUGCAAGGAUCUCGGUGGAGUCACCUACGCGAUGAACUCAAAGUGGAAGAAUGAGAGAUGUGAGGAGUGUUCUUGUAACCCAACUGGAAUCCACUGCUGCAACAUUGUUGCUAUACCUGUGGGUUUUAGCAAAAUGAAAUGCAAGAAAUUAUUCAACGAGAAGACCUGCACCUAUACGGUGGUGGAGAAAAAGAAUCCAAAAAAGACUUGUCUUGUCGAACAAUGGGUGAUGUAAUGAGCUUCUAGUGGGCCCGUGGCUCCCAGCCAGAGGGGUUCCAGUCCUCCAAGGCCAGGCCUCAUUCUCCUGUGGCCUCUAACAGUCUAUGAUUGUAUAACCCUACCUGUUCGUAAAAAAAAAUAAAUAAUUAACAAUUGAGCAAA
Myotis lucifugus (little brown bat) is the source of this 569-nucleotide messenger RNA. It is a transcript of the gene MSMB, whose product is annotated as microseminoprotein beta. The coding region runs from base 4 to 423 and encodes 139 amino acids. NCBI's taxonomy places the organism in Eukaryota, Metazoa, Chordata, Mammalia, Chiroptera, Vespertilionidae. The record is from RefSeq and is a predicted model, not a curated record. The transcript has 5 exons.